AAUUUUCAUUCCUCGCGUUCGGCAGUGCGUCGUUUGCUCGUUGCUCCAGUUUUCCGCUCGAAAAACCGUUCAAAACCGCCUCAAAAUAGGUCGCCACUCGCCGGAAAUGACGUCCAAGCGGGACCGCGAUCGGGACGUCGAAUCGAGCCACUCGCGGGCCAAAUCCCGCGAGAAGGAUCGCGACCGAGACCGCAGAAGGUCUCGCUCGCGCGACCGCCACCGUGACCGUGACCACCGGCGGCGCAGCCGGAGUCGUUCCAAAGAUCGUCGCCGUCGAAGCCGCAGCCGUGAUCGUGAUCGUCACCGGGACCGGCACCACCGUCGGGGAAGCUCCCGCGAUCGUUACGAUCGGGAGAGUGACCGGGGCGGCUCGAGCCGGGCCUCGUCCAGCCGAACGACGGCGCCGCGAGCGGAAAGCCGCGACAAGGACACCAGCAGCGCGUACGACUACAAGGACCUGGCCUUCACCCAGAACGUCAUCGAGUCGAUGAUGUCGACGGCGGCGAACGCCAAGAGCUUCGCCGAGCUGCUCAACAGCUACAACCAGCAGCAGCAGAUCGCCCAACAGCAGCAGCACAUGCAAGCCCAGAAGGCGCUGCUGGAGGCCCACAACGAGAACAGCCAGUCGUCGGACGUUGGACAGCACGGCAGCGGCAACAACAGUGGUGGCGAGGGCGACAGCCGUCGCCGCAAGAAAAAGUCCCGCUGGGCCGGCGGAGAUCACGACAAGACGUUCAUUCCGGGAAUGCCCACGAUCCUGCCGCCGGGGAUGAGCCAGGACCAGCAGGAAGCUUAUUUAGUUCAACUGCAGAUCGAGGAAAUCAGCCGGAAGUUGCGCACGGGAGACCUGAUGAUACCGCAGAACCCGGAAGAAAGAUCGCCAUCGCCGGAACCGAUCUACAGCAGCGACGGCAAGAGGUUGAACACGCGCGAGUUCCGUACACGCAAGAAGCUCGAGGAGCAGCGCCACCAGCUGAUUCAGCGGAUGCAGUGUAUGAAUCCGGAAUUUAAACCCCCGUCGGACUACAAACCGCCGGUUAUUCGCGUCAGCGACAAGGUGUUGAUUCCGCAGGAGGAACAUCCGGACAUCAACUUUGUCGGGCUGCUGAUUGGACCGCGUGGAAACACGCUGAAGGCCAUGGAGAAGGAUACCGGAGCGAAGAUCAUCAUUCGGGGCAAGGGAUCGGUGAAGGAGGGUAAGGUUGGCCGGAAGGAUGGUCAGCCGUUGCCCGGGGAGGACGAACCGUUGCAUGCUUUCAUUACGGCGAGCAAUCCGGAAGCGGUGAAGAAGGCCGUCGAGCGCAUUAAGGACGUUAUCCGGCAGGGCAUCGAGGUUCCGGAGGGUCACAACGAUCUGCGGCGGAUGCAGCUGCGAGAGUUGGCCCAACUCAACGGAACGUUACGUGAAACGGACGGACCACGGUGUACGAACUGUGGCUCGAACGAGCACAAGACUUGGCUCUGUCCGGACAAACCGAACAUUACGAACAACAUCGUAUGUUCCGCUUGCGGAGGAGCUGGUCACAUCGCCAAGGAUUGUCGCAGCAAGCGACCGGGACAGGGUGGUCCUCCGGUGCCCGGAAAUAACAACCAGGCCAAGAUUGACGAAGAGUACAUGAGCUUAAUGGCGGAACUGGGCGAAGGACCACCGCCGGAAACCAACAACCAUCAUCACUCCGGAUCGGCAUCUCGAUCGUACGGACUGUUCGAGUCACGACCGGCUCCACGCCCUCUGAUGGCGACGCCGCACCUUCCUCCCCAGCAGCAUCACGCCCCUCCUACUCCACCCCAACCUCCCAUGAACCACUGGAGCCACCAGGCGAUGCCUCCAAUUCCGGCCCCACCACCACCACCCCCAGGAAUCACCCCUCUCAUGUCCUGGACGCCACAACCCGCCCCUCCCGGAAGCAGUCCCGACGCGAUGAUGCCCCCGGGAACGGCCCCUCUACCCCGAUUCGCCCAAAGCUACCCGCCCCCUCCACCACCCGGAGUCCCCCAGCAACCGAUGGCGCCCGGAACCGGCCCCGUCGGGAUGCCCUCGUGGAACGGUAGCAACGGAUCGUCCGGGCCGACCCCGCUCAUGCCACCAGGAUCGUGGCAGUCGCUGGCACCGCCUCCCAUGCCGACCGGAAUGCCGCCGGCACAUCUGCUCGGCGCUCCCCCUCCACCACCUCCACCGUCAUAAAUCGGUGAACGGUGACACAAUUUCAACUUUGCUAAAUUUAACAUGAACAAUGACUCUAGCAAACAAUUACAUUUCUAAUCAAAACGAUAACUCGUACCCUUAGACUACCGGUAACGCUUUUCUCGUUGAAUGGAACAGAACAAUAAAGCUCUGAUGGCGAGUGUUAUUUAGUGCA
Culex pipiens pallens (northern house mosquito) is the source of this 2360-nucleotide messenger RNA. RefSeq names its product splicing factor 1 (gene SF1). The transcript is spliced from 6 exons. Gene Ontology annotation, molecular function: zinc ion binding; mRNA binding. Lineage: Eukaryota; Metazoa; Arthropoda; Insecta; Diptera; Culicidae. Gene Ontology annotation, cellular component: nucleus. The coding region runs from base 107 to 2185 and encodes 692 amino acids. Gene Ontology annotation, biological process: regulation of mRNA splicing, via spliceosome. The record is from RefSeq and is a predicted model, not a curated record.